Messenger RNA from Diachasma alloeum, 334 nucleotides. RefSeq names its product cytochrome c oxidase subunit NDUFA4 (gene ND-MLRQ). NCBI's taxonomy places the organism in Eukaryota, Metazoa, Arthropoda, Insecta, Hymenoptera, Braconidae. The record is from RefSeq and is a predicted model, not a curated record.
CACCUCUGCGACGGUCAUGCGCACGCAUUGCCCUUCUAACCCAAUACCCAACCUCCAAGAAUAUUAGUGAAAAAAUCUUUUGGAUCCAGUCGUGGGUCAGACGUUUAUUUCCGAUAAUCACGUAACUAAGAAAAAAUCAACCAUGAUGAAGGGUAUGUCGUUGAAAGACCUCCGCAAGUAUCCGUCGCUGAUCCCGUUGUAUGUUUGCCUCGGUGCUGGUCUCUUUAUAUCAUCGGCUUAUCUUAUACGUUUGGCAGUAUACAGUCCUGAUGUAUCCUGGCAGCCAAAGAAGAAUCCUGAGCCAUGGCAGGCGUACAAGGAUAAGGAUUACAAG